Populus trichocarpa (black cottonwood) is the source of this 3830-nucleotide messenger RNA. RefSeq lists its product as uncharacterized. Gene Ontology annotation, molecular function: zinc ion binding; nucleic acid binding. The record is from RefSeq and is a predicted model, not a curated record. Bases 1 to 3567 code for a protein of 1188 amino acids. Gene Ontology annotation, biological process: DNA integration. The transcript is spliced from 6 exons. Lineage: Eukaryota; Viridiplantae; Streptophyta; Magnoliopsida; Malpighiales; Salicaceae.
AUGUCUGAAAACAACGAAUCAGCUACACAAAACGCUGACGUAGCUUUCCAAUUGCGAGCCAUAGGCCAACAACUUGAGCUAUUGUCUAGAACGUACAAGGAUCUGAAAGAUGAGGUGAAUUCAAUAAAGCAACAGAAUCGUGGGGCUGAUCGCCGAGGAAAUACGGUCCGUAUGGCCGUACGAAAUGUCAGAUCUGAUUUUGAAGAGUUCGUUGACGAAAACGCAGAUGCGGGUGAAGAUGACUAUGAUUUUGCAUCUGCUGGCCAAGGAAUCAGGUCUGGACCAAACAGGGCUAGGAUGAAUGAACAAAAGAAGGUGAAAUUGGUGAUAAUUGAGUUUACGGAGUAUGCAUUGAUUUGGUGGGAUCAAAUUGUAAUUAGUAGGAGGAGGAAUGGGGAGCGACCCGUUCAGACUUGGGGGGAGAUGAAAGUCUUAAUGAGGAGACGAUUUGUGCCAAACCACUAUUACAGAGACUUAUAUCUGAAGCUCCAAGGUCUGAAUGAAGGUUAUAAGACAGUAGAUGAAUAUCACAAAGAGAUGGAGAUAGCAAUGAUUCGGGCCAAUGUUGUUGAGGAUAGAGAAGCCACCAUGGCUAGGUUUCUUAAUGGGUUGAAUCGGGACAUUGCCAAUGUGGUUGAGCUACAGCAUUAUGUGGAGCUAGAGGACAUGGUUCACAUGGCUACGAAGGUGGAGAGACAACUUCGGAAGGGACAUCCUCGGCCAGCGUUUAAUUCGGGCUCUUCAUCAUCUUGGAAGCCGAAUCUAAAGAGAGAGGGUACUGUCCGGCCAAGAUCCUUUGUUCCUUCUAGAACUGAACUACCAAAGGCUAAAGUUGAGGUUCCUCCUGAUGCCAAAGGUAAAUCUGAAACUCAACCUAAACGUACCCGUGAUGUUAAAUGUUUCAGCUGUCAAGGACAUGGACAUUAUGCUUCAGAGUGUCCAAACAAGAGAAUCAUGAUGAUUAGAGAUAAUGGUGAUAUGGAAUCUGAAAGUGACACAUCUGAUUGUGAAGGCGAACACUUGUUAGAGGAUAGUGAUGGGGAUGAGUUAGCAUUACCGGUUGGGGAGUCCUUGGUUAUAAGACGAACACUUCAGGUUCAGGUAAAGGAAGAUGAAAUUAAUCAACAAAGGGAGAACAUCUUCCAUACGCGUUGUUAUGUACAAAGCAAGGUGUGUGGUUUAAUUAUAGAUAGUGGAAGCUGUGUUAAUGUUUGUAGUACCACCCUUGUUAGUAAACUGAAUUUGUGUACUGUUAAGCAUGCUAAACCAUAUAGAUUGCAAUGGCUGAAUGAUAGUGGUGAAGUGAAAGUGACUAAACAGGUUGUGGUUCCAUUUUUUAUUGGGAAAUAUGUUGAUGAAGUUCUGUGCGACGUGGUACCAAUGCAAGCAAGUCACAUCUUGUUGGGGAGACCAUGGCAAUAUGAUAGGAAGGAGUUUGAUGAUGUGUUCCCUGAUGAUACUCCUAGCGGAUUACCACCAUUGAGGGGGAUAGAGCAUCAGCUUGAUUUCGUACCCGGAGCUUCAAUUCCUAACCGACCAGCCUAUAGAAGCAAUCCCGAGGAGACGAAGGAGCUUCAAAGGCAAGUUGAUGAGCUGAUGGAAAAGGGCUACAUUCGUGAGAGUAUGAGUCUGUGUGCUGCACCUGUGCUACUUGUGCCUAAGAAGGAUGGAACAUGGAGGAUUGUCGUGUUUCUUGGGUAUAUUAUCUCUAGCAGGGGAGUUAAGGUUGAUGAGGAGAAAAUUGAGGCAAUUCGGGACUGGCCAAAACCUGCUAGUAUCGCUGAUGUGAGGAGUUUCCAUGGUUUAGCUUCUUUCUACAGGCGAUUUGUGAAAGACUUCAGCUCUAUUGUUGCUCCUAUGACAGAAUGCUUGAAAAAAGGGAACGACUUUAGAUGGAGUGAAGAUGCGCAGAAAGCAUUUGAGCUAAUUAAGGAGAAGUUGUGUACUGCUCCAGUUUUAGCACUUCCAGACUUUGCUAAAACAUUCGAAAUAGAGUGCGAUGCUUCCGGAGUUGGAAUUGGGGCUGUCUUGCUGCAAGAAAAGAGGCCGAUUGCAUUCUUCAGUGAAAAGUUAAAUGGAGCACGUUUGAACUACUCUAUUUACGACAAGGAGUUCUAUGCUUUGAUUCGGGCUCUAGAGGUUUGGCAGCACUACUUAUUGCCUAAAGAAUUUGUUAUACAUACUGAUCAUGAAUCCUUGAAGUAUCUUAAGGGGCAAAGCAAGCUGAAUCGCAGACAUGCUAAAUGGGUGGAGUUUAUGGAGUCAUUUCCUUAUGUCAUAAAGUACAAGAAAGGGCAAGUUAAUGUGGUUGCUGAUGCUCUUUCUAGGAGGCAUGAAGGUUACUUGUUCAAAAUGGGCAGAAUGUGUAUUCCUUCAGGAUCGUUACGGGAGUUGCUUGUGCGAGAGGCUCAUGGUGGUGGUCUUAGUGGUCAUUUUGGGGAGAAGAAGACUUAUGAGCUGCUGAAAGAACAUUUCUUUUGGCCUAGCAUGUUACGGGAUGUGCACAAGGUGAUUGAGAGAUGUGCUAUUUGCAAGAAAGCUAAGGGUAAAGAGAAUGCAUAUGGACUGUAUAUGCCAUUGCCUAUUCCAGAGCAACCAUGGAUGGAUGUUAGCAUGGACUUUGUACUUGGGUUACCAAGAACACAGCGUGGAAAGGAUUCAAUAAUGGUCGUGGUUGAUCGAUUCUCCAAAAUGUCUCAUUUCAUUCCUUGCAACAAAACUGAUGAUGCAGUACAUGUUGCUGAUUUGUUCUUUCAAGAGAUUGUUCGUUUGCAUGGAGUUCCUAAAAGCAUUGUCUCUGAUCGUGAUACAAAGUUCUUAAGCCACUUUUGGAAGACUCUUUGGAGGAAGCUUGGAACGAAGUUACUUUUCAGUACGGCAUGUCAUCCACAAACUGAUGGACAAACUGAGGUAGUAAACCGAACUUUAUCUUCUUUGUUACGAGCUGUUAUACAUAAGAAUUUGAAGAGUUGGGAUACUUGUUUGCCUAUUGUGGAGUUUGCAUAUAAUCGUAGUGUGCAUGGGGCUACAAAAUUUUCACCAUUUGAGGUUGUGUAUGGCUUUAAUCCUUGUGUUCCUAUUGAUCUUAUUCCUGGAGAUCUUGUUUGGAUUCAUAUUAGCAAGGGCAGAUUCCCAAGCAAACGUAAGUCCAAGUUGAUGCCAAGAGCUGAUGGUCCAUUUCGGAUUAUAGAGAAGGUGAAUGACAAUGCGUAUAAGGUAGAUCUUCCUGGUAAUUACAACGUAUCAGCUACUUUUAAUGUGAAAGACUUGACUCCAAACUUGGAUGACGAUGACGAUUCUGAUUUAAGGACAAAUCAUUUUCAACCCGGGGCUGAUGAUGUGCAUCAUGGGAAUUAUAAUCCAUCUUGUAAGGCUAAAACUAAUGUGCAAGAGGAUUCAGAUGGUCCAAUGACAAGAUCGAGAGCGAAACAACUACAAAGGGCCUUGACGAGUCAAAUUGGAAUGAUUGAAGCUGCGUCAGAGUUAAAAAUUAGCAAUCAGUUUGAAAUUGGUUCAAGGAUGUUUAUUUGCCUACAAUUGGAACUUGGAGAUGAGAAAAGCCCUUAAUUGUUCUUUUGAUGCUGGGCUACUCGAAUUUGGGUUGAUAUGCAAAUAAGUGAAGGAAUUGAUGCUGUUUAUGGUCAGAACAGCAAAUGAAUUUGAACCCGAAUUUGAAGUCAUCCAUUGCAUGUGAAAACAAGACUAAUCAAGGUGGAUUUCAAGUUCAGAACGUGUUCUUUCUAGAUUGUCAAACCAUGAUUGUAUUGGACUUUUGUGUAAGAAGAUAUGGUUGUUUUAAAUUUGGUCUGUUUGUGUUAGAAAGGUCAAAA